Molecule: messenger RNA, 467 nt
Organism: Didymodactylos carnosus
Lineage: Eukaryota; Metazoa; Rotifera; Eurotatoria; Philodinida; Philodinidae
Source: the annotation of a GenBank genome assembly
AUGUAUGAAAGAGCGUGCAUAUAUCCAAAUGGUGUUGAUCAACAACAAAACAUCCCACAACAAGAACAACAGCAAUUUGUCCCACGGCAACCAAUCUUUCAAGGACAAUUGCCAAUAUAUGAAAAUAAUCAGAAUCAAUUACCUCAGCGUGGGGUUGAACGAAGGCAAUAUCUGCCUCAGCAACCAACGCUAGGUGAUUUUAUUCCAGGUCAUAAUUAUUUACCUCAAAGAGGAGCUGAUCAAAGACCAUACCAGUCUAGACAGCCAACCUCAGGGGGUUUUACAAAUAACCAGAGACCAAUGAUACAAGAAAAUGGGCAGGUUCAAAAUAGGCCAAUUCUAAUUGACCAAUGGACAAGAUACGACAAUCUACAACGGCAGAAUAGUCGACCUUAUCGACCGUUCGUGCCAAGAAAUAACGGUCAAACAUAUGAAAGAAAUUCUAAUGAGAGAACGUGGCGGCGGCA